Bipolaris zeicola 26-R-13 is the source of this 423-nucleotide messenger RNA. RefSeq lists its product as uncharacterized. Lineage: Eukaryota; Fungi; Ascomycota; Dothideomycetes; Pleosporales; Pleosporaceae. The annotation marks the transcript as partial. The record is from RefSeq and is a predicted model, not a curated record. The transcript has a single exon.
AUCCAACACUGUGGCAACAGCCCAUCUGAAGCAAGAGCUCGUGGCUGCGUCUUUGAGUCUAGCAAUCUAGCGUGGGUGCCAGCAGAGUGUUAUGAUAAGGAGAUUAGUGAUGAAUGGGACGCCAAGAGUUGGGUAUACGCCUAUGGCAUCAAUAAGCAAAAUGUAACCCUGGAGGAGGUGUUGAAAGGUGAUUUGGACCAUGUAUGGGUAACUUGGAGUCAACAUAUUGCACAUUGUGCACUUAUGGAACUCAAGUUUCAACGAGCCGUUCAAUUCAACUGGCCUAUGAACAAUUGGACAAGUCACUAUGCGCAUAGUUUACAUUGUGCCAAGAGCUAUACUGAGUGGGAUUUUAUGAAAACCCCUAAUAAACUUAACUCUAAGAUAUUUAUAAAGUUCCCAGUAUGUAGCUAUAGUUGGCAG